This is a messenger RNA of Oikopleura dioica, 2430 nucleotides long. The record is from the annotation of a GenBank genome assembly. Lineage: Eukaryota; Metazoa; Chordata; Appendicularia; Copelata; Oikopleuridae.
AUGAAAACGCACAAAACUGGAAGUUCAACAUUGCAAAACAUCAUUUAUCGAUACGCCUUGACGUACAACUUGACAGUGGGCUUACCAAGAGGAGACGAAGUUUAUCUCUGCAAACACAGACCGAUCAAAGCUAACUGUACGGACGAACAUGAUGGCAAUUACCAAGUCAUCGCCAAUCAUCAUGUUUGGUCGCCUUUCAUCGAUAAGGCACUGCCAACUGCAAAGAAAAUUACAAUUUUACGCGACCCAGUAACUCAGACCAUCUCGGCUUGGUUUUAUUUUCCGCACGCAGCGAUGGGAUUCAAAAAUAGCAGCAAAAAAUACGAAGCUUUUGAACAAUUUAUUGCUAAAGAAAAUCUUGGAAAAAGGGUCGGCAAUGCGAGUUUUUUGGAAAAUGGGCGAAAUCCGUGUGCUUUCGAUUUAGGCUUGAUGGACAUUUAUGAAAAGCUCGGAUCAGAAAGGGCUGUGGCCGAAUGGCUUGUUGGAUACUACGAUCUUAUUCUGAUAACAGAGCAUUUCGAUGAAAGCUUGAUUCUUUUGAAGGAGCUUUUGAGGCUCAAAUAUGAAGAUAUCGUUUAUUUCAGCGCGAAAAAGAACCAGAAAAAAGAGUUCCACGUCGAUGAUCUUUCUGAACAAAUGAUAGAAAAGAUUCUUGAUCGCCAAAAAGUCGAUAAAGCGAUUCACGAAGCUGCAAAUAGAACAUUGUUCAAGAAAAUCGAAGAAUUUGGCGCUGAAAAAAUGGAAAAAGAACUAAAAUUAUUCAACGAGUUCAAGGAAAGAGCGGAUAGAUCUGACGAACUACUGAAUUUAGAAGGGAAAGAGUUAUUUUUUGUUUUUUUACUAUCCAGUUAUCAAGUAAAGAUGAAGCUCUCCCAAACAUUUAUCCGAGCUGCUUCCACCUCGGCCAAGGCUGACAAUCCAAAAUUCUACUCGAUGGUUUUGGACUUUACCAAGGCCUCUGCCAAUAUUUUGGAAACUAAACUUAUCGAAGACUCUCAAAUUAAACUCGGUUAUGACAAUGCCGCCCGCUCAGCUCAAGCCGAAGCAGCUAAACGAAGCGCUACUCAGAAGAAAAAUGAUAUCCAAGGAAUUUUCAACCAUAUGAUGCCCUGCAACACUGUUCUCGAGACAUCCUUCCGAGUUCGAAUGGAUGACGGCUCUUGCCAGGUUUUCUCCGGCUACAGAGCUCAGCACUCGCACCACCGUCUUCCCACCAAGGGUGGCAUGCGAUACGCCCCCGACGUCGACAUGGACGAGGUCAAGGCUCUCGCUGCUCUGAUGACCUGGAAGUGCUCCGUCGCUGAUGUCCCCUUCGGCGGCGCCAAGGCCGGAAUCACCUGCGACUCGAAAAAGUACUCAAAGAAUGAACUCGAGCGAAUCACUCGAGCUUUUACUCAGCAGCUCAGCAAGCACGGUUUCUUGGGACCUUCCAUCGACGUUCCCGCUCCUGACAUGUACACUGGCGAGCAGGAAAUGGCCUGGAUGGCGAACGAGUACCAGCGACUCCACCCAACCGAUCUCAACGCUGCUGGAUGCGUCACUGGAAAGCCCAUUUCUCAAGGUGGUGUUCAUGGACGAGUCUCUGCGACUGGCCGAGGAGUCUACCACGGAGUCGAUCUCUUCUGCAACUCUAAAAAGUACAUGGACAUGGUUGGACUCACCACUGGGCUCAAGGGAAAGACUUACGUCAUGCAGGGAUUCGGUAAUGUCGGAUUCCACUCUUCUCGAUACUUCGACCGCCACGGCGCUAAAUGCAUCGGUGUUGUCGAAUGGGACGGCUGCCUCUUCAACGAGAACGGCAUCGACAUCUACGCUUUGGACGAGCACAAGUUGAAGACCGGCAGCAUCACUGGCUUCUCCGGCGCCCGAGCUUGGGACGAAGCCAAGGAAGGCAGUCUCAUCGAAGUCGAGUGCGACAUCCUCGGCGCCUGCGCCAAAGAAAAGGUCAUCACCGCCGACAACGCCGGCCGCAUCAAAGCCAAGGUCAUCGCCGAAGGUGCCAACGGCCCCGUCACUCCCAAAGCUCACGAUAUCCUCGUCAAGAACAAGUGCCUCGUCAUUCCCGAUCUCUACCUCAACGCUGGUGGCGUCACCGUCUCCUACUUCGAAUGGCUCAAGAACUUGAACCACGUUUCUUACGGCCGACUCACUUGGGAAUUCACUCGAGACCAGAACUUGGCUAUCCUCCAGUCCGUCACAGAUUCCAUCGGCAAGAAAGUGACUCCUUCCGCUGACUUGGAAAAGCGAAUCCACGGCGCCACCGAGAAAGACAUCGUCCACUCUGGCCUCGCCUUUACCAUGAAACGCUCCGGAACCAAGAUCAUGGAAACUGCCGAAACUUACAACUUGGGACUCGACAUCCGAACCGCCGCCUACAUUACCUCGCUCAAGAACGUCUACGAGUGCUACAAGGAAGCUGGCUUCGCGUAA